CUUUGUCUAAUUGCAUGUAUUUGUGCAUGUUUGUAUCUGCAGUAUCAAAAUGUGCCGGUGGUGAGACUUCAUCCGAGCACGGGGAACCUGGUUCCUGUUGGUAUGAUGAAUGGAGAGGUGGUGUACAUGUUUGCCACAGAUGGAUGUGCUCCUGCUUUUGCGGCCCCUCCACAUCAAAAAAGAGGAGGUGUGAGAGCCAGGAGAAAGACAAUCAGCCCUACAUCAAGAAGCCGCCCAAUGCCUUCAUGUUGUUCCGGGAGGAACAGCGACCAAACGUUGUGGCCGAACUGAACAUCAGGGACAGUGCCACAGUAAACACUGUCCUUGGACAGAGGUGGAACUCUUUGUCGAAGGAGGAGCAGGCCAAAUAUUAUGUAGAGGCUGAAAAGGAGAGGAGGCUCCAUGCUCAGCAAUUCCCUGAGUGGUCCUCCAGGGACAAUUAUGGCAAAAAGAGGAAGAGGCAGAGGAGCAGGGCACCAACCAGGGCUGAAGCAUCUGCUUCUAAACCGCUGGAGGUCACACAGCCAGCCAAGAAGCUUUGUGUGGCACCAGAGCAGAUGUACAGUCCCCUCUCUACACCACCUCGACUGCCCUCUUUCACCCCCCCACCACCACCACCACUUCCCACUACUUACCCC
Molecule: messenger RNA, 638 nt
Organism: Toxotes jaculatrix (banded archerfish)
Lineage: Eukaryota; Metazoa; Chordata; Actinopteri; Toxotidae
Product: transcription factor 7-like 1
Exons: 6
Biological process (GO): regulation of transcription by RNA polymerase II; canonical Wnt signaling pathway
Cellular component (GO): beta-catenin-TCF complex
Molecular function (GO): DNA-binding transcription factor activity, RNA polymerase II-specific; RNA polymerase II cis-regulatory region sequence-specific DNA binding
Source: RefSeq, a predicted model, not a curated record